AUGCACGCAGUUUCUAAGGUGUAUCCUAUUGUUCCUCAUUUGGCUUGUAUAUGGCAUUUGUGGAAAAAUGUGACAAAGCAAUACAUAACAAACAGUGAGGUGUUGAGUCCUAUAUUUUAUUCACUGGCAAAGGCAUACACCCAGGAUGAGUGCGAUAAAUUGAUGGAGAAGAUUGGGAAUGUUGAUAUUCGGGUAAAACGAUACCUAGAAGAUGCUGGAAGGGAUAAAUGGUCUAGGCUUUAUUCACCUGUUAACAGAGGAUGGACAAUGACUUCGAAUAUAGCCGAAUGUAUUAAUGGAAAACUGGUUGCUGCAAGAGAGUUACAUAAUUUUGAUUUCCUUAAAGAAGUGAGGAAGAUGUUAAUGCUUGUUUAUUGGUUAAAUGGUUAUCAGGUUGAAGCGUUAACUGAAUAUGUUUACACAGUGAAUGAUGGACCGAGGCGUUGCAUAAUCGAUUUGAAGAAGAAAACUUGCAGCUGUAGGAUGUUCCAACUGGACGAGAUACUGUGUUCUCAUGCAUGGGCAGUAUUGAAAAAUAAAAAUUUGACUGCUGAUGCAUAUUAUUCGGAAUUAUUCAAGCCAGAAACAGUUGUGAACACAUAUGAUGUGCCGGUUGAUCCUCUUCCUGAUAAGACCGAGUGGAAUGUUCCUAAAAGUAUAUCAGAUGAAGUUGUUAUGCCACCGAUCUAUAAGAGACCCCUGGGAGGCCAAAAAAGAGGAGGGACAAGCCAUUACAGGAGUUGA
Molecule: messenger RNA, 744 nt
Organism: Lycium barbarum (goji berry)
Lineage: Eukaryota; Viridiplantae; Streptophyta; Magnoliopsida; Solanales; Solanaceae
Exons: 2
Coding region: 1-744 (247 amino acids)
Molecular function (GO): zinc ion binding
Source: RefSeq, a predicted model, not a curated record